This is a messenger RNA of Branchiostoma floridae (Florida lancelet), 2022 nucleotides long. Its product is annotated as leucine-rich repeat protein soc-2 homolog. Lineage: Eukaryota; Metazoa; Chordata; Leptocardii; Amphioxiformes; Branchiostomatidae. Gene Ontology annotation, molecular function: caspase binding; death receptor binding. The transcript has 8 exons. The record is from RefSeq and is a predicted model, not a curated record. Bases 1 to 2022 code for a protein of 673 amino acids. Gene Ontology annotation, cellular component: cytoplasm; CD95 death-inducing signaling complex. Gene Ontology annotation, biological process: TRAIL-activated apoptotic signaling pathway; positive regulation of extrinsic apoptotic signaling pathway.
AUGGAGGGAGGACCCAUGUCUGAGGAAGAAGAGAGCAGAUCUUCGAAUUCUGGAGAGGACCAACCCAAUGAAAGGUCACCCGACGACACUGACCGAGAGGCGUCGGCAUCUGGGUCAGGUGGUCGCCAUAGCAACAUGGAUGGAGGGGCCAUUUCUCAGGAGGAUGGGACAACAUCUCUAGAUUCUGCAGCACACAUCGACACAGUCAGCCAUUCCGUGUAUCCAACCGGUGAAGACGCCUUGGCUUGGAAUGACUGUCUCCAGGACUUCUUCAAGACCGAUGAAGACACGACAAGAGUAAUCCAGCAGAGCUGGCCAAGUAACUUACUGGUUAAGCACCUCAUCAGGGACAGUGAAGCAAAGGAUGCCUUCCAGUUCGUACAUGACAGCAUACGGCAGUACUUCAUGGCAGUGUGGGUAGCACACACAGUCAGAACCCAGACUGACUGUACAGAACUCCUGAGAGUUUGUGCUGAGAAGUCAGCCCACCUGCCCAUCACCUGUUACAGCCUUGCUCACCUCCUGGGCAUGGCAGACUCUCCUCCAACAUACCUGUCACAGUUUACUUUUCAAAACAUAAGGGAGAUAGAUCUCAGUCACAAUGCCAUUAGUGACGAGGCAGUGUCUGAUCUUGCUGAGGGUCUUGGUUCAUGUCAGAAGCUAAAGAGGGUAGACCUUAGCCAUAACAAGUUGUCUGACAAGGGAGACUUUUUGCCACCCCUCCCCAACUUGGAGGAGAUAGAUCUAAGCCACAAUGUCAUUAGUGAUGAGGCAGUGUCUGGUAUUGUUAAAGGUGUUGGCUCAUGUCAAAACCUAAAUCAUGUCAAUCUUGAAUAUAACAAGAUCUCCAACAAGGGAGCAUUAUUGUUGUUGCUGCUGCUACAGGAUCAAUGCAAACAGAUUCAGGUGGAGAUUUCUGGGAACAACAUCAGUGACAAUCUUCUUAUCUCUAACAGACAAAAUGCUCUCCAGGACUUCGAGGGGAUAGAUCUCAGUCACAAUGCCAUUAGUGACGAGGUAGUGCCUGCUCUUGCUGAAGGUCUUGCUUCUUGUCAGAACCUGAAGAAGGUGAACCUUAGUUAUAACAAGUUGUCUGAUAGGGGAGACUUCUUACCUCCCCUCCCCGACUUGGAGGAGAUAGAUCUCAGUCACAAUGCCGUUAGUGAUGAGGCAGUGUCUGGUCUUGCUAAGAGUCUUGGUUCAUGUCAGAAUCUGAAGAAGGUGAACCUUAGCCAUAACAACUUGUCUGACAGGGGUGACUUCCUACCUCCCCUCCCCAAUUUGGAGGAGAUAGAUCUCAGCCACAAUGCCAUCAGUGAUGAGGCAGUGCCUGGUCUUGCUGAAGGUCUUGGUUCUGAUGCGGCAGUUCCUAGUCUUGCCAAAGGUCUUGGUUCGUGUCAGAAUCUGAAGACGGUAGAUCUUAAAUACAACAAGUUGUCUGAUGUUGGGGAACUGAUAGAAGCUUUUAUCAAACUUCCCUUCCUGGACAAUAUACAUAUUGCUAACAAUGCCAUCCUCGAUGAGUCCCUCUCCAACAUAGCUGCAUGGCUGAAGGUUAGAACAGAUGUGGAGCGAGUCUACUUGUACGACAAUAGCUUCAGUGCUGAAGGGGUCAGAGAUUUUGUGAGAACCAUUAAGGGAAAGGCUUACAGUGGUUACACACUCCUGUAUGACGGCAGCCUGGCUGAUGAGGGCAAGCUUGAGGAAUCCGAUGGGGAGGAUAUACGAAAGGAGGAACAGCAGUGGGACAGGCUGUGGAUGGAGACAGCUGCAUGGCUGAAAGUUAGGACGACUGUGGAGGACGUCAGGUUGUUUUACAACAGGUUCAGCGCCGAAGGAGUCAGAGAUUUUGUGAGAACCAUGAAAGGCAAAGUUUACAUGGAUAACAGACCCCUGUAUGACGGCAGACAGGUUCAGAAUGUAGAAGAGGAGGAACAGCAGUGGGAGAAUUUGAGGAGCGAGACAGCCUUAACAGUUAUAAGGAGUGAGGAACACCUGACGUCAGAGAUACAUCUCGAGUAG